This is a messenger RNA of Sphenostylis stenocarpa, 2192 nucleotides long. Lineage: Eukaryota; Viridiplantae; Streptophyta; Magnoliopsida; Fabales; Fabaceae. The record is from the annotation of a GenBank genome assembly.
GAAUAGUUUUGGUAAGGUUUGGAAUCACGUCAACUGUUGGAAAUGAUCCACACACGGGUUGUCUGGAAGAAGAAGAAGAAGAAGAAGAAGAAGAAGAAGAAGAAGAAGAAGAGGAGGAGGAGGAGAGCAUGGAGCCAGAGAAGAACCCUAAUCUCAAAGACUGGAAGCUACGGCGGCGCGUGGAUUCGUUCAAUUUAGAAGCUGGAACUGGAAUACUUUCUAAGGUGCGUUGGACAACGACAUUGAGCUUAGCAUUUCAAAGCAUAGGGGUUGUGUAUGGUGACAUUGGUACAUCACCUCUUUAUGUGUUCUCGAGCACCUUCACUGACAAAAUCAAGGACCCUGAUGACAUUCUCGGAGUCUUGUCCAUCAUCAUCUACACCAUCGUUCUCAUACCCUUGAUCAAAUAUGUCUUCAUCGUAUUGUGGGCCAACGACAACGGCAACGGUGGAGCGUUUGCGCUGUAUUCGUUAUUAUGUAGACACGUGAAGAUCGGUUUGAUUCCAAAUGAACAACCAGAGGACAGGGAGCUUUCCAACUACAAACUCGAAACGCCGUCGCCUCACGCUAAACGCGCCGACAAGAUAAAGCAGAAGCUUGAGGGAAGUAAUUUUGCGCGGUUUGUGCUUUUGCUUCUUGCUAUAGUGGGAGCUUCGAUGGUUAUAGGAGACGGGAUUUUUACGCCAACAAUGUCAGUCCUUUCAGCAGUCAGUGGGAUCAGUACAACAUUAGGUCAAGAUAUACGUGUAAUUUCAGGAUCUGAGGCCACGUUUGCUGACUUGGGUCACUUCAAUGUUCGAGCCAUUCAAAUAAGUUUUUCUUGCAUCACAUGUCCAACAAUUUUGAUUGCAUACAUUGGGCAAGCAGCAUAUCUACGGAAGUUCCCUGAGCAUGUGGCCACUACUUUCUACAGUAAUAUUCCGAAACCCAUAUACUGGCCAACAUUUUGUGUGGCUGUUGCUGCUUCGAUUAUAGCUAGCCAAGCAAUGAUAUCAGCAUCGUUCUCCAUUAUAUCCCAGGCCCUAAACCUAGGUUGUUUCCCAAGAGUAAGGGUAGUGCACACUUCCGUUAAACAUCAGGGUCAGGUGUAUAUUCCUGAGGUCAACUACAUAUUCAUGAUUGCAUGUAUUGUGGUGUGUGCUGCCUUCAAGACUACAGAGAAGAUUAGCCAUGCAUAUGGGAUUGCAGUAGUUGGUGAUAUGAUGAUCACGACAACUAUGGUUUCUCUUAUAAUGCUUGUUUUAUGGAAAAAGAAUAUAUGGAUCGUGGGUCUGUUCUUUUUGGGAUUCGGUUCCAUUGAGCUAGUUUAUUUCUCAUCUCAACUCACCAAGUUCGUAGGAGGAGGGUAUCUUCCAAUUGUAUCAGCCUUGUUCUUGACUGGGAUGAUGGGAAUCUGGCAUUAUGUGCACAAACAAAGGUACAUGUUUGAACUGAAAAACAAGGUACCGAUUUCAUAUUUGAAGGAAUUGGCAAACAACCCAGAUGUAAGGAGAGUUCCCGGAAUUGGACUUUUGUAUUCAGAGCUGGUGCAAGGAAUUCCUCCAAUAUUCCCACAUCUCAUAGACAGCAUACCAUCUAUCCAUUCAAUUCUAGUGUUUGUGUCCAUCAAGGCUAUUCCAGUGAGUAGAGUUGAAUUGGAGGAGAAGUUUUUGUUUCAACAGAUGGAACCAAGAGAGUACAGAAUAUUUCGUUGUGUUGUGAGGCAUGGUUACAGUGACGUGCUUGAAGAUUCUGCGGAGUUUGAGUCGCAGUUGAUACAAAAUCUGAAGACGUUUAUUGAACAAGAGAACAAUUAUAUGGUGGAGGUGGAGGUGGAGGUGGAGGGAAGUGCAACUGAAACUACAACUCAAGAAGAGGCACAGGUUGAGAAUGGUGAUCAAAUAGCAGGAGUCCCUCAAACGCAAGCUGAAGACAAUCAAUUAUCAUGGUCAUUCGGGGGGACUGAAAAUAACAGCACCAAGUCAUCCAUAGCUGAAGAGGAAGUGAAAUUCGUAGAAAAAGCGUUGGAGAAGGGCGUGGUGCAUAUGCUGGCAGAAGCAGAGGUUGUGGCUCAUCCAAAUUCCUCCAUCUUGAACAAGAUCGUUGUGAACUACGUCUAUAGUUUCUUCCGAAAGAACUUUAGACAAGGCCUGAAUUCCAUGGCAUUUCCAUCUGACAAACUUCUCAAGGUUGGAAUGACAUACAAAAUAUGA